AUGGAUGCUGCCUUAUCUCACACACCUCAAUGGGUUAUUGAUUUAAAUUCUACACCCAUUAAGCCAAAGUUCAGUUCCACCCCCGAUCCGCCAGGUUAUACUAGUACAUCGCAAAAGAAGCAUCAAUCGCUCUCAAAAGCUACUGAUUUCAUAUCUCCAAGUCCUGCUGAUAAGGAUGUACUGAAACUUAAAAAAGCAUGGGAGCUGGCUCUCGCACCAGUAAAGCAACUACCGAUGACCGCGUUCAUGAUGUACAUGUCUGGGAACACUUUGCAGAUUUUUAGCAUUAUGAUGGUUGUCAUGGCUUUUAAAACACCUUUUAUGGGCUUACUAGCUACGAAUCAGGUCUUCGAAAAAUUUGAGAGCGAUGGGACGAAGUCUCAGCUUGUAAUGGUAAAAAUUGUAUAUAUUUCUAUGCAAAUAUUAGCCCUGGCUCUUGGGAUAUGGAAGGUUAAUGGAAUGGGCCUCCUACCUACUGCCAGGUCAGACUGGUUAGCUUGGGAAACUGUGAGGAUUCCAGAAGAAAUUGCAUACCCUGCUUUUUAG
Molecule: messenger RNA, 546 nt
Organism: Blumeria graminis f. sp. triticale
Lineage: Eukaryota; Fungi; Ascomycota; Leotiomycetes; Helotiales; Erysiphaceae
Source: the annotation of a GenBank genome assembly